Messenger RNA from Closterium sp. NIES-67, 933 nucleotides. NCBI's taxonomy places the organism in Eukaryota, Viridiplantae, Streptophyta, Zygnematophyceae, Desmidiales, Closteriaceae. The record is from the annotation of a GenBank genome assembly.
CACCACUCCACCUUGCCUCCUGCCUCUCGCCUUUCUUACCUCAAGGCAAGCUGUCUAGUGUCGACCUCCUGACGCCCUAGUCCUAUUCGCUACUUCGAUCCACAUGGCGGCUCUCGCUGGUCUGAGCAGCAGCAUGGCGGCCGUGCAAUUGACACCGUCCGCCAAAAGCGGCCUCUUUGGCUCGUCGCUAGCAGCCAAGCCUAUGACCGCGCAACCUCUUGCCGGGCCGUCAGUCGUUCGCAUGGCUAUCAAGCGGUGGGAGCGCAAGGAGGUGAAGGACAACAGCCUGCCCGUGCGCCACAAGCUGCACGUGCAAGUGGGCGACACCGUGCAGGUGAUCGCGGGCAAGGACAAGGGCAAGGUGACGGAGGUGGUGCGCGUGAUCAACCACAAUUCGAAGGUGCUGUGCCGCGACAUCAACAUUAAGACCAAGCACGUCAAGGGCAAGGCCGAGGGCGAGGCUGGCCAAAUCAUCCAGAUUGAGGCGCCGAUCCACAGCUCGAACGUGGCUCUGUACUCGAAGCAGCAGAAGGUGGCGAGCCGAGUGGGGCACAAGGUGCUAGAGGACGGGCGCAAGGUGCGGUACCUGCUCAAGACAGGCGAGGUGCUCGACCAACCCGGCGAGUGGAAGCGCACAGCCAAGAAGGAAAAGAAGGACAAGCCCAAGAGCGACUCGUAGAUGGGGUUGGGGUGCACGGAGGGCUACUACUAGCAUGCCAAGUGGAAAGUAUACAUGUUAUGUAGUGCAAUUUAACCACAGGAGUAUUUGCUUCUGGUCUGGGAUGUGGAAUGUGGCUGUGCUCGUUCAGUCCACUCACCGUAUUGAGUUGCCUGCUAGAUGAAAGUAAGGAGUGGUGUGUUGGACAUAUCUCGAGGACUACAGCGUUUCUGAAGUGUAAACACCACACUCGAGGAAGAUCGUAAUGAGUAUCA